This is a messenger RNA of Dujonia railenensis, 375 nucleotides long. The record is from the annotation of a GenBank genome assembly. NCBI's taxonomy places the organism in Eukaryota, Fungi, Ascomycota, Pichiomycetes, Serinales, Debaryomycetaceae.
AUGGGUGCAAGUUGCAAAGAUCAGAAGAAGGCAUUGGCUAUCUGCUUACAGAGGUCUCCUUGUGUAUUACUCGAUAGAAACACCCCCAAGGAGUGCUUGACGAACCCAAAGUUGAAGAUAGAUCUCCCUGAGCUUUGCGUAGCACAUUUCAGAGCGUUUAUGGAGUGUAGAGCAGGAAUCUUCGAUAUGAGAAAGCGUAUGGUUGGUAAUGCUCCAUUAUCUACAGGGAAGUACGAUGAAAUUUAUGAGAACUUAUCAAGUGGGAAUUUUGAUGGUCACGAAGAAAUGCGUAAGCUUGAUGUAUUGAACAGAAACUUAUCAAGACAAAGACAAGAGGCAGAAAAGAAGCUAAUGGAAGAGGGCAAAUUAAAAUAG